GCUCUGCAGGAGAAGCAAAAUGGUGGUUUGGUUUGCGGUUGUGAGAACCUGAUGGUAUAGUCGCCAGAGUUACGAUGAACGGCAGACACUAGUGGUCGUACAAUAAAAGAGAAAGUGCAAUAAUGUGGUUAUUUCGGUAGCUAAUUCUUCAUAUUAUGAAAAUCAAAUAGGAUUAAGUAACCAUUUCUUACGAAAUGGAUAAUGUACCGCUGGACACAGAGCAUCAAUAUUAUUGGCAAGCAGAUUCUUCGCAAGCUCAAAAUUUUCCCUAUUAUACUAACUCCUCAGUAAGUUAUCCUCCCUCUGCUCUUCCUCCUCAGACAGCAUACAAUGCACCACCUCCUGACUACAACGGUUUUAACUACUCUGUUCCUCCUCCAUCAUACUUUUCAGUUCCUCUACCAAAUUCCAGUGCUGCAUAUCCUGCUGGAACUGUUACCUACUCCAGCUAUGAAUAUCAAAGUCACACAUCAGUUCAAGAAAACAAAGAUUAUUAUACCACUAGUUAUGCACAUUUACAGUCAUCUACUCACAAUUACAAUAACUGGGAUCCAAAGUGUCCAUACCAACAAAAUUCAAAGACUGAUAAUACCCAAUGGGUAGCCGAAACUUCAUCUUGGCUAUCCCACACUGCUGUCAAUUCCAAGUCACAAAAUAGUUCAGCUGACAAGGCUUACGAAUCUGUAAGCAAUGGCCUACGACGUUCUAAAAGCCCUGAUAGUAAAUUUCAUUCUUCUAAGUUUACAAGUAGGAGAAAAUAUGAUGAUUACUCUAACAGAUAUGGGGACCGAAACAAAGAGAGGAGAAGCUCAAGAGAUCGUUUUUACAAGAGAAGAAGCAGAAGUUUAGAUAGAAAAUCUUAUGCUAGCAAUAAUUCUUAUACAAACCAUUCAUCUGCAAGAAGUGAAAGAUCAGAAAGAUUGGAAAGACCAGAAAGUAGGUGUCGAAGUCGAAGAAGGUCUAUUAGCAGAAGUAGAAGUAAAAGGAGAUCAAGAUCUCAGGAAUCUUAUACAUCGCUACAGUCGAGUCGCAGUACCAAUAAUGUAGCCAAGCGUAAGAGUCUUAGUGAAAGAGAAAUGUUGUUGGAAAAAUAUAGACAAAAUUAUUGUGCUACAAGUGAAGAUAUUAAAAGAAAGUUGAAUGAAUUAGAAAGUGAUGGAGUACUUGAGAGAAAAAUUUGGACAAGAACUGCACCUGCAGAUUUAUAUUACAGUAGAGAUGAAAAAAAUAAUAAGUUGAUGAAAGCAACUGGUAAAUUGGUUCAACUCUGCGAUGAUUUCAAAAAAAUUCUUAUUGAUAGAGCAUCAUCUGCCAGAGAACUUCAACCUCCAUAUGAAGCACCUGCCAGGAAAAAUAGAGCUAGACUUUGCAGACAUAAGUCAGAGGCUUGCAGUAGCUCUUCUUCGGACAGUGAUGAUUCAGUAGAUGAAGAUGACAGAACAAUGGAAGAAUUAAUGGCUAAGAAACAGCAUCCUCAGAGACUUCAUCCAGAAAUGUGGUUCAAUGAUCCAGGAGAGAUGAAUGAUGGGCCAUUGUGCAGAUGUAGUGCAAAAUCAAGGAGGUCUGGUAUCAGACAUGGAAUAUAUGCUGGUGAAGGGGCAAUAGAAAAAUGUGAUUCUCAUACUAAUAAUGCAGAUAAAUUGUAUCAUUAUCGUAUUACGAUUAGUCCGCCAACAAAUUUUUUGACCAAGACUCCUACUAUUAUAAAACAUGAUGAGCAUGAAUUCAUAUUUGAAGGUUUUUCCAUGUUCUCACAUUUUCCACUAGUGAAAUUGCCGACUUGUAAAGUAAUUCGUUUUAAUAUUGAAUAUACAAUUCUUUAUAUGGAAGAGAAAAUGCCGGAAAAUUUUACGAUACAAGAAUUGGAUUAUUUUCAGGAUUAUUUAUUCAAUGAAAUUUUAGAACUAGUAGAUUUUGACUUACAAGCCGCUCAAGAUAAAAAAGGUUGUGCUCAAUUUCAUUUUAUGCCGAGGUUUGUGCGCGAUCUGCCUGACAACGGUCAGGAGAUCCUUUCAAUGAACGAAGUUUUAAGUUACCUUAUAAAAUGUAGUACAUUACUGAUCGACCCCGAUGAGUUACCGAAGCUAGUUGAGAUGCCACAGUUUCAGUGGCAGAAUUUCGCUGAUGAGGUAAAGGGGAUGGUCGUUACUUAUCCCGGUAAGAAACCAUGUAGUGUUCGGGUCGAUCAGCUGGAUAGGAAUCAAGCUGAUCAACCCCCCGGAGUUAUUGCCUAUCCUGAGAUAGUACAUUUUGGUAUUCGGCCGCCACAACUAAGUUACGCAGGAAAUACCGAUUACCAGAGAGCCUGGCGAGACUAUGUCAAGUUUCGUCACCUGCUUGCCAACAUGCCAAAGCCGUCCUUCGAGGACAAGCGCAAAUUGGAGGCGAAGGAGAACAAGCUCCAAGAGUUGCGUACGCAGAGUAAAAUGAAGCGAGAUGUUACUGUGGACGUAACAUCUGAAGGUUUCUAUCGCACUGGCAUCAUGUGCGACAUUGUACAGCAUGCGAUGCUUAUUCCCGUUCUUGUCUGUCACCUGCGAUUCCACAAGUCACUUGAUAUGCUGGAGCAAACCCUUGAUUACAAAUUUAAAAAUAGAUACCUGCUACAGCUAGCGCUAACACAUCCAAGUUAUCGAGAGAACUUCGGUACAAAUCCGGACCACGCACGUAACUCACUGACAAACUGCGGAAUCCGUCAGCCGGAAUACGGAGACCGAAGGAUUCACUACAUGAACACGCGCAAGCGCGGUAUCAACACGCUUAUCAACAUUAUGUCUCGCUUUGGAGCAAAAAAGGAAACAGAGUCUUCCAUCGCUCACAACGAGAGACUUGAGUUUCUGGGCGACGCCGUCGUUGAGUUUCUCACCUCGAUUCAUCUCUUUCAUAUGUUCCCUGAUCUAGAAGAAGGAGGCCUUGCGACUUAUCGAGCCGCGAUUGUUCAAAAUCAGCACCUGGCUGUGCUGGCUAAAAAGUUGAAUCUAGAACAGUACAUGUUAUACGCUCAUGGCAGUGACCUGUGUCAUGAUCUAGAGUUACGACACGCUAUGGCUAAUUGUUUUGAGGCUUUGAUGGGUGCACUGUUUCUGGAUGGAGGCAUCAGAAUUGCGGAUACUGUUUUUGGUGAAACCCUUUUCAAGAACGAGUCGGACUUGUUAAAUAUCUGGGUGAAUUAUCCUAAGCAUCCACUGCAGGAACAGGAGCCGACUGGCGACAGACAGUGGAUACCCAGCUUUGAACUUCUUCAGAAACUGACAAAGUUUGAGGAAGGUAUCGGAGUGGAGUUUUCGCAUAUACGCCUCUUGGCUAGAGCUUUCACAGACCGUAGUAUCGGCUACACAAAUUUAACUUUAGGUUCUAAUCAACGUCUGGAAUUCCUUGGCGACACAGUAUUACAAUUAAUAGUAUCGGAGUAUUUGUACAAAUUUUUUCCCGAGCAUCAUGAAGGUCAUCUGUCGCUAUUACGUAGUUCUUUGGUUAAUAACAAAACCCAAGCAGUCGUAUGCGAUGACUUGGGUAUGACUCAGUAUGCUCUUUAUGGAAAUCCUAAGGCUGAGCUAAAAACGAAGGACAGGGCCGACUUGCUAGAAGCAUUUUUAGGAGCACUUUAUGUCGACAAGGGCUUGCUCCACUGCCAAGUAUUUUGUAACGUGUGUUUCUUCCCUCGCUUGCAAGACUUUAUCAUGAAUCAGGACUGGAAUGACCCAAAGAGCAAGCUACAGCAGUGCUGUUUGACUUUGCGAACUAUGGACGGUGGGGAACCGGACAUACCAGUAUACAAAGUUAUCGAGUGUAAGGGCCCAACAAACACGCGCGUUUACACAGUUGCUGUGUAUUUUCAAGGAAAGAGAUUGGCUAAAGCUUCUGGUCAUAGUAUUCAAGAAGCUGAGAUGAAUUCCGCUAAAGAAGCUCUUGAGAAGUCUCAAGAUCUCUUUCCUCAACUGGAUCAUCAAAAGCGUGUGAUAGCGAAGAGUAUGAAAAUGCAGAGCUGGUCUCAAGGCGGACUCAAAUUCCGAACAAUUCAGUCUUCCAAAUUCGACGACAGAAAUGAGGAUCGGAAUUCCGUCCGUCACGAGGAUCGUCGGCACGACAGUCGAAACGAGGGACGCCGUCGUGAUAAUAAAUAUGAGGAUCGCCAACGAGAUAACCGACAUUCCUCCGACUCAGACAGCGACAGUCACCGUAAACGGCGCAGUCGAAGCCGGGAACGUGUCAAGCGAUCUAGUCGCUCCCGUGAUCGCUACGAUAGCGUUGACCGUCGACUUCGAGACAAGCCCCGUAGCACCAGCUGUAGUAGUAGCAACAGCUGCCACAGUCCUGGCAGAUCUGUUAGAAACAAAAGCGCCGAACGGCAUUCUAGUUCAGACGAUUCUACCUCAAAUUGCACCGAGAAAGUAGCAGUCGCACGAGGCGAUGAAAAUGGUGAAGACAAGGAGUUGAAGCGUGCGAACAGAAAAAGAAGAAGGUCCUCGGUUUUGUCAAACGCAAGCAGCAACGAUGCCAGUAGUAGUAACAAUGUCUCUGAGACCGAUAAGAAAUGUCCCUUGCCUUUCUCAGAGAAAAAAAUGAAAAGACUUGAGUAAAAUAGUCGCGUGAUUUAUUUUUUUUAGUACAAACGAUCGAGUUUACAAGGUGACGAUUAUUUUCUACGAAUCGAUUAUAAUCGUUGAGAGGUUUAGAUGAGGAAUUAUGCUAUAUUAUCAAAAUGUUUAAACAACUUAAAUUACAACAAGUAAAUUCGAAUUGAAUUAUUAUUCGUAAAAACGUAGAAGUUAGUCGAUUUUAUUGCAAAGCUUCUAUUUGUACGACAUAGACUAACCAUCCUCUGCAUUAUAUGACAUUUUGCUAUGUUGUUUUUCUAAAGCUAUAAUAUUUGUAUACAUUAUUGCUUUGGCAUAUAGUGUUUUUAAUUAGUAGGCUCUUUAUGUACUGUAAUCUGUCGUACAAUAGAUAGCAAUGGCAUUUUUAUUGUUGAAUUUCUUAAUUUGACAUUAACAUGCACGUAAUCUAUUAUUUUUACUAGGAAUCUCUAGUGGUGAUACGUGAAUGCAGCAUUAAAGUGACAAAAAAGUUGGCAUUGAAUUAUGCAAAUUCGAUCUUUAUAAAUAACAACUACAAUAAUGUUAAUAAAAAAGUUAUAUUUAAAA
Nasonia vitripennis (jewel wasp) is the source of this 5144-nucleotide messenger RNA. It is a transcript of the gene drosha, whose product is annotated as ribonuclease 3. The coding region runs from base 195 to 4580 and encodes 1461 amino acids. Lineage: Eukaryota; Metazoa; Arthropoda; Insecta; Hymenoptera; Pteromalidae. The transcript is spliced from 11 exons. Gene Ontology annotation, biological process: pre-miRNA processing; regulation of gene expression; rRNA processing. The record is from RefSeq and is a predicted model, not a curated record. Gene Ontology annotation, molecular function: ribonuclease III activity; double-stranded RNA binding. Gene Ontology annotation, cellular component: nucleus.